Messenger RNA from Maniola jurtina (meadow brown), 2604 nucleotides. RefSeq names its product mucin-5AC-like. Bases 1 to 2604 code for a protein of 867 amino acids. The record is from RefSeq and is a predicted model, not a curated record. The transcript has 2 exons. NCBI's taxonomy places the organism in Eukaryota, Metazoa, Arthropoda, Insecta, Lepidoptera, Nymphalidae.
AUGUGGAAUAUCAAGCAAUAUUCAUCGUUAAACCUUGAAAGUCCUCAUCCAAACAGCACCAGUUUUGUCACACCGCAGACAACAUUCAGCUGCAUGUCGUCGUUUAAGUUCACAAUGACUACAGGGGGGGCAUUAGAAGUCAACUUGCAUAUGGUGUCAGAGAAUCCAACAACUGAUCAAGUGACGAUCAUAGCUUUCCAUCACAUCCCUGGAGGAACCGACACUACAGUUGGAACUUAUGUUCUCAAUCCCUUAUUCCCCAACUUUGUACCUGGUUGGCAAACCUUAAGAUUAACCAUACUUGGAUCUGGUACAUUUGAAGGCUACGUAGCGUUUAUAGGAAUGGCGGCAGAAAAUUCAGUAAUAUUAAUAGACUCAUUUCGCUAUAUUGCACCAUCAUUCGACAAGGAUUUAUGUGUGAUAUAUAAAGAGGAAGAAACAACAACUACUUCGACUGAACCGCCAACGACUACUACCACCGAAGCACCUACUACAACAACCACUGAAGUUCCUACUACAACUACUACCGAAGCGCCUACUACAACCACUACCGAAGCGCCUACUACAACCACUACCGAAGCGCCUACUACAACCACUACCGAAGCGCCUACUACAACCACUACCGAAGCGCCUACUACAACCACUACCGAAGCGCCUACUACAACCACUACCGAAGCGCCUAUUACAACUACUACAGAAGUACCUACUACAACUACCACAGAAGCACCUACUACAACUACUACCGAAGCGCCUACUACAACUACUACUGAAGUGCCUACAACAACUACUACAGAAGUACCUACUACAACUAACACCGAAGCACCUACUACAACAACCACUGAAGUUCCUACUACAACUACUACCGAAGCGCCUACUACAACUACUACCGAAGCGCCUACUACAACCACUACCGAAGCGCCUACUACAACCACUACCGAAGUGCCUACUACAACUACUACAGAAGUACCUACUACAACUACCACGGAAGCACUAACUACAACUACCACCGAAGCACCAAUAAUCACUGGUGCCCCAAUUAACACAGGAACACCUGCUAGUACUACCACCGAAGUACCUACUACAACUACCACGGAAACACCUACUACAACUACUACCGAAGCGCCUACUACAACUACUACCGAAGUUCCUACUACGACUACUACCGAAGCGCCUACUACAACUACUACCGAAGCGCCUACUACAACCACUACCGAAGCGCCUACUACAACUACUACCGAAGUUCCUACUACGACUACUACCGAAGCGCCUACUACAACUACUACCGAAGCGCCUACUACAACUACUACCGAAGCGCCUACUACAACUACUACCGAAGUGCCUACUACAACUACUACCGAAGUUCCUACUACGACUACUACCGAAGCGCCUACUACAACUACUACCGAAGUGCCUACUACAACUACUACCGAAGCGCCUACUACAACUACUACCGAAUCCCCUGCUACAACUACUACCGAAGCACCUACUACAACUACUACCGAAGUUCCUACUACAACUACCACUGAAGCACCUACUACAACGACCACUCAAGCGCCUAGUACAACUACUACCGAAGUGCCUACUACAACAACCACCGAAGAGCCAACUACAACGACUACUGAAGCGCCUACUACGACUACCAUCGAUGUACCUGCUACAACUACCACUGAAUCGCCUACUACAACUACUACUGAAGCUCCUAUUACAACUACUACCGAAGCGCCUACUACAACUACCACCGAAGCACCUACUACAACUACUAUCGAAGUACCUACUACAACAACCACCGAAACGCCUACUACAACUACUACCGAAGCGCCUACUACAACUACUACCGAAGCGCCUACUACAACUACUACCGAAGUUCCUACUACAACUUCCACUGAAGCACCUACUACAACUACUACGGAAGCGCCUACUACAACUACUACGGAAGCACCUACUACAACUACUACCGAAGUGCCUACUACAACAACCACCGAAGCGCUUACUACUACUACCACCGAAGCGUCUACUACAACGACCUCUGAAGCAGCUACUACAACUACCACUGAAGCAGCUACUACAACUACCACCGAAGAGCCAACUACAACUACCACCGAAGCAUCAAUUACUGGCCUUCCAAUUACAACUACUACAGAUGAGCCAACUACCACAGAUCUAACUACAACUAAUGAACCAACUGCUACUACAGAUCUUACUGUAACCAAUGAACCAACUACUACUAUCACUACAACAACUAAUGAUAAUCCAACAACUAGUACAGAUCCAUUAACUUCAACGCCAAAUGAAAUGGAUACUACAACUGAAUUUAUUGAAACAACAUCAAAUUCACCGAAUACAACUACAAACCCACCUAUUAUUGAAGAACGCUACUACACAUUUUGGAACGCAUUUACAAUAACAAUGGUAGUUGCACUAUCGUUAAUAGCUUUAGUAUUAAUUGCAUACGCAUUCUACAUAUUAGGCAAAAGUCGUAGGAAAGAAGAUCAGGACGCAAUAGUUGUUGAUUUCGAUGAUCUACCGAAACCUUUCGUUAUGCCAAGAGUUAGUAAAAUAAUUUCCAAUCCUAUGAGAAUAAUAAGUAGCCAAUAUCCUGUAUAA